UUUUAAUAAUUCUUCAGUUUAUUAUUGUCUGCACAUGUACUGAAGCAAAUCAGAAUUUUGUUGAUGAAAUUCGCCAAUCAUAUGUUGAACAAUGGUUACUUAAUGCUAAAUAUGUAGAAUGACAACACAUUACUUUUUUCAAAUUAUUGGGUUGUUUAAUGCCAAGCAGGUCAGAUGUCCUCUCUCCUUUGACAACGCCAGCCAUACAGAAACGGUCUGGUAUUAGUAAUACAGUUGGUAGUUUUGUGUCUCCAUCAACAAGCAGACAUAAAGGAAUGGAUAGUCCUGUGACUAUGUAUAUGGAAGAAUAUGAUGCUGGUACUGAGAAGCGUGAUAGACGUCGCUCCAGAGCAUUAGAAUUGAAACAAACUGUUGGGAGUCCUGCUUCACCUGCAGAAAGGCCAAGUUCUGUCUCAUCAAGCCAUGGAUUAACAGCUAAUCAACUUUCAGAACAUUAUACCAACUGUAUAAAGCUGUCAGCAGAAAAUAAAAUAAAUUCCAAGAAUGCCUUUGGACUUCAUUUAAUAGAUUAUAUGUCAGAUCUGGUCAAGAAAAAAGAAUUAGAAAACUUUCAGGUUGCCAGUACCACAUUAGAUGCUAGUGCUAAAAUCUACGCAGGGAGAGUAGAUGCUAUACAUGCUGAGACUUAUAAAGUAUUGUCUGGGUUAGGAUCCAGUAAAGACAAAUCUAAACAGGAUGAUGGAGAGGAAGGAGCAGAUGAUGAAAUGGCAGAUAAUGAAGAUACACCAGAAAAUGAACAGAUUAAGAAAAAGAAAAAAAAAAAACAUACAACAGUAGAAACAAAUCUAAAGAACAUUACAGCUGCUAAAGUAGACUUGGCAUUUGAAGUUGAUCCAAUGUUUCAACUGAUGUCAGAGGCUUUUGAUGAGGGAGGAACCAUGGGAUUGCUACAUAAUACAUUACGGUGCUUCAAUGAUGACCAGGAACUGGUCCUAGAUUCAAGUACUGUAGUAAAUGCUGAGGAUGAAAUUCAACCAUCACAAAAUAAACCUAUAGAUUUAAGUGAUAUAAAAGAAAUGUUUAGAGGUAUAAAUUUAGAGUCAAAAGAAGUUUGUCCAUCUUUUUCAAGUUUUACUUUCAUGGAUUGGGAUGAAAAUGCAGAGGACACCACAGUUCACUCACAAGACAAUGGAGACCAUGCGUUUGACAUGAAUGCUGAACAUGAACCCAUCCCUGAGGCUGACAAUGAUAAUGAUGAUAUGCCUGAUAUGGGUGGAGAUUUUCCUGAUAAUGAUUAUGCAGAAUCCGAUACCAGUGUACAUGAUGAGAAUCAAAAUAAUGGAAUUACAAUAGGUGAUGGUAAAGCUGCUGAAAUCACAGAAACCAUUGAAAGUAUCAAACAUGGAACAACUGGAACCCUGCUAUCAGUUUUAGCUUCAGCACCAUCUGAUUACUCCUAUUUCAAUAAUACUCUAAUGAGAGCUUGGGCAGGACCCUCACAUUGGAAAAUAAAACCAUUAUCAAAAGACAAAAGAUUAGUCAACCAAACAGAACAAGGAAAGAAGAAAUUAAAGAAAGAACCAUUUAAAAUGGACUAUGAACAACAAAUAGACUUUGAUAGUUACUUCAAAUCAUCUAGAGCAACAAUGUUAACAAAAGCAACAAUGAUAAAACAUAGCAAAAAGAAGAACACACUCCCUAAAGAUUUACAUUAUGAUGCUGAUAAGUUGUUUAGAUUAUUUCAGAAAACCAAGGUUAUGAUAAAGCGACAGAACAAUACAAAUGACAACGUUGAUGUUGAUGGCGAAAUAGACAACUACAAUUUUGAUAAUUCAAAUGAUAUGGAAAAUUAUUGUCCAAGAGGUGACGAGCCAUGUGAUGACGAUGAUGACGAGAAUGGUGAGUUUGGAUUCAACUUCACAGCAGAUGGGUGCUCUCAAGAAACCAAUGAUUCCCAGCAAGGAGUGGUGGUUAAUGACACUAUUUUAGAUGGAACAAUGUUAACUGGUGAUAAGUUACUGGAUGUUCCAAGAAAAGUUGCAAAGAUUGAUAUUGGGUACGCAAAAACAGCAAAGAAGUUAGAUGUCAAAAGACUGAAGAAAACAAUAUGGAACAUUUUAACAGAAGCCGAAGAAGAAAAGGACAAACCAGGAACAAGUGCAAUGGUAACAGAUCAGCUAAAUAAAACCAUGGAUAAGACAAUAUCAUUUACCAGCCUGUUAGCAGAACUACCAAAAAGAGUGUCAGGCCAGACAGCUGAAAAUCUUAGUGUUCCUAUAGCAUUUGUCUGUUUAUUACAUUUAGCGAAUGAAAAGAAUUUGAAAAUAGAAGAUAGUGAUAUGAAAGACUUGAUAAUUUCUCAGGACGUGUGAAAGUGUUUAUAAAAACAUAUUAUACAGUAACAAUUAAUUGUGUACACACAAUAAUAUACCACUAUGGAUUCAUCAAUUGUAAAGACAGGCAGCUGACAUGGAAAUUAAAGAUGCAAUUGAUAGAGAAAUGUCACUAGACUUACCAGAAAUUUAUCAGAGAUAGAAAAAAGAAGAAUAUAAAAUAUUAUGUGAUUAGGGGGAGAUAACUCAGGUUCUUCUGAACAAUGCUAAUCUAAUGUAGAAAUAUACCUUCUCUAUUUUACUGUUUAUGAAAAAUAUUGUGUAAUGAUGUUUACAAUAAGUAAAUACAUGUACACCAGAUGCUGAUUGUAUAGGAUUAAGGAAAUAGUUUGUCAUUAUUUUACUCUCAGGUGUCGAAUCAACAAACCACUAUUUAAUGUUCAGAUAUUUUAUGAAUAAUGUUAUUACUUUUUAAAUGUAGUAUGUUUUGUUUUAUUUUAAAUAAUUGAAUCAUUUUAAAUGUAUGUCCAUUGUAUAUAAUAGAAUUUUCUUCUUCAUAAAUUCUUUCUGUUCUAAAUAGUGGUACAUUUCAUUUCAAGGUUGGCUUGUAUUAGUCAUGGAUUUAAAUGAUACAUAUUGAAAUAGUUAUGGUGAUGCAUCAGCACAGCUAGUAAAAAGAUAAAUAUAAUCAUAAGCUAAUUAAUUCAAGUAGUUGAAUGAAAAUAUGCAUGGGCUAUUGAUCACCCAAUUGAUAAGAAGGGAUCUUUAAAUCUUUAAUGUGAAAUAUCCCUCCCACUCCCCAUCUCCACCGAAAAAACCAUUAAAAAUACUCAUCUUUAAAAACAUUUCACAAUUAUUUUUUUAAUGAGGGAACAUUUCUAUUUUUACAACUGAGAAGUGGGGAGUAGUUAAUAAGGGAUGUAGCAAUUCCCAUCUGACAUGAUUUCAGAUACAAAACAUAUACAUUCAUAUUUUCACGUUUAAAAAAAAAUAAUUUUCAUUUGUUCAUACAUGUAGCAUAGUAUUUCAUGGUACUUUUCACUCAAGUUAAUAACUGGUCCUUUCUUCUCUGAAAGAGUUAAAAUUACUUUGAUAGUUGAAAAUAUAUUACUUCAGUUCUCAGGUAGAUUGUUAUAAAUUGUUCAAUUUUUCAAUCUAUUCACAGUUCUUUGUGAUAUCGAAAUGCACAACAUAUAUUUUCUUGUUUGUUAUCAUCCUGUGCUAACUCAUUUAUCAGAUUCAUUUGUACAACCAUGUUUUCUUUUAUCUUUUCUUUAUCUCUCCAUCAUUCACUGGUCUUCCUCUCAUUAGCAUAUAUUUUACUGUUCAUUUUUAUGUAUUUUAACUUUAUAUUGCUUGUAAAUAUCUGUAUAGAUCUAAUUGUGGAUGUGAAUGGAGGUAAAAUGAAUUCCUGUUAUCAUAAAUUGAUUCCAUAAUUUUAAGAUAGCUACCAUAGCAUGUCUUCCAAAAUGGUCUUAUUAUUUGGACAGGACUGAUAUUUCAAGUCCGUUUGUGCUGAGCCUGAAACAGACAUAUGACAUAGAUUUGACAAUUUAAGACAAUUCUGUAAAAAAAAUUAACAUAUUCAUUUGACCUGACAAUUUGCCAGCCACCUCGUUUCCAGUCUUAAAAGUGAAAUAAUGAAUGAGUAAAUUCUAAAAUUUCACUGGUUUGCAUCUAAUAAAUUUUGUUGAAAAAAGUAGUUAAAAAGGUUUGGAGUGAAAAAUCAAUAGAACCACAUUGUUCAAACUAGUACACAUGUGCCCAGGUGUGAUAUUUAAUUAUGCACCAGUAUUUAAAAAAAAUAUUGAUAUCUUUAUCUUACAUUCAUUGUUUGUAUUUUCUUUGGGAAAACGUUGAAGGAAUUAUUCAAAGUCAAUUGUGCUUUGUAAACAUACACAGAUUUUACGUAUUGUUAAAAAUACAGACUCAAAUUGCUUUUGAAAUCUUGAUAGAAAAAUAAACCAUAACAAUAUCAACACAGGCAUUAAUUUAUUUGAAAGAUUUUUGUUAAAAAAAAGUAUACAUAUAUAAUUUUUUUUGGGAAAAUGUUCUUUUUUCAUCAUUUUCAAACACACUUGUAUCCAACUUUUAACUGACUUCCAGAGUUUGGACAAAAUACUGAGAAAAAGCUGCAGUUUUUACUGUCAUAUUUAGUAAUUGGACUUUGAACUCAAACAAUCUUUGUUUGAAUCCAGCUAAAGUCCUUUACCUUUUACCUUCACCUCAUCUUACUUUUUUUCAUCAAUCUAAUCCUGCUUUGAAAGAAAGAUUGUCACAUUGAAUGUAUUUAGUGAUAUCAUUAUGUGUAGUUCAAAGGAAGUUAUGUUUAUUUUUGUUUGUACUUCCUAAGUAUGUAUAGCAAAUUUUGUGUUUUGUUUUAUGAUUCAGAAAUUGUCAUAUGACUUCACAGUACAUGAAAAAAAAUAUUGCAUUUAGUAGGUUCAUUUGUAAAUAAAUGCAUUAACUUAAAACAUAGCUUCAUUUGUUUUGCUUACUAUAUAUAUAUUUAUAUAUAAAGAUCUACGAGACAAUUUUAUGCAUUCAUUUAAAUUACUUCAUAAUAAGAUAUUCUUAACUGUAAAUUUUAACCAAUCAGAAUACAUCAUGCUCAUUACAAAAUUAUGCAAUACAUUUGUUGUGGUUGUAAAUACAUCGUAAUAUAUAAAUGUAGGAGCAGAAAUUAAAAAAAAUCUUAAAAUAAAGUGACUAAAAAAGGUGAA
Molecule: messenger RNA, 5017 nt
Organism: Mytilus trossulus (common blue mussel)
Lineage: Eukaryota; Metazoa; Mollusca; Bivalvia; Mytilida; Mytilidae
Product: condensin complex subunit 2-like
Exons: 17
Coding region: 159-2333 (724 amino acids)
Biological process (GO): mitotic chromosome condensation
Cellular component (GO): condensin complex
Molecular function (GO): chromatin binding
Source: RefSeq, a predicted model, not a curated record